Messenger RNA from Mesoplodon densirostris (Blainville's beaked whale), 2265 nucleotides. RefSeq names its product U2 small nuclear RNA auxiliary factor 2 (gene U2AF2). The record is from RefSeq and is a predicted model, not a curated record. Bases 161 to 1654 code for a protein of 497 amino acids. Gene Ontology annotation, molecular function: poly-pyrimidine tract binding; pre-mRNA 3'-splice site binding. Gene Ontology annotation, biological process: mRNA processing. Gene Ontology annotation, cellular component: nuclear speck; commitment complex; U2AF complex. The transcript is spliced from 11 exons. Lineage: Eukaryota; Metazoa; Chordata; Mammalia; Artiodactyla; Ziphiidae.
GCGGGGCGGGCGGCCCGGGCUUGAUUAGGUAGGGGGCGGUGGAGCGCCGGCGGCGGCCGGAAGUAGCCGAAGCAAGCGGCGGAAGUAGCCGAAGCGGCCGGAGCGGGCGCGCGGCAAGGCGAGGCGAGAGCUCCACAGGGCCCUACGCGGCCGCUUCAGCAUGUCGGACUUCGACGAGUUCGAGCGGCAGCUCAACGAGAAUAAGCAAGAGCGUGACAAGGAGAACCGGCACCGGAAGCGCAGCCACAGCCGGUCUCGAAGCCGGGACCGCAAGCGCCGCAGCCGCAGCCGGGACCGGCGCAACCGGGACCAGCGCAGCGCUUCCCGGGACAGGCGGCGCCGAAGCAAACCUUUGACCAGAGGCGCUAAAGAGGAGCACGGUGGACUGAUUCGUUCCCCCCGCCACGAGAAGAAGAAGAAGGUCCGUAAAUAUUGGGACGUGCCACCGCCCGGCUUCGAGCACAUCACCCCCAUGCAGUACAAGGCCAUGCAAGCUGCCGGUCAGAUUCCAGCCACUGCCCUUCUCCCCACCAUGACCCCCGACGGUCUGGCUGUGACCCCGACGCCGGUGCCCGUGGUCGGUAGCCAGAUGACCAGACAGGCCCGGCGCCUCUACGUGGGCAACAUCCCCUUCGGCAUCACUGAGGAGGCCAUGAUGGAUUUCUUCAACGCCCAGAUGCGCCUGGGGGGGCUGACGCAGGCCCCCGGCAAUCCCGUCUUGGCAGUGCAGAUUAACCAGGACAAGAACUUUGCCUUCUUAGAGUUCCGCUCAGUGGACGAGACCACACAGGCCAUGGCCUUUGAUGGCAUCAUCUUCCAGGGCCAGUCGCUGAAGAUCCGCAGGCCUCACGACUACCAGCCCCUGCCUGGCAUGUCAGAGAACCCCUCUGUCUAUGUGCCUGGAGUCGUGUCCACCGUGGUCCCGGACUCUGCCCACAAGCUGUUCAUCGGGGGCUUACCCAACUACCUGAAUGACGACCAGGUAGACCCUUCGUCUCCUCCCGCCCCUCCCCCGUCACAGCCUUCGUCCAGACUCUCAUGGCGUCUUGGCCUGCCACAGGUAAAAGAGCUGCUGACAUCGUUUGGGCCUCUCAAGGCCUUCAACCUGGUUAAGGACAGUGCCACAGGGCUCUCCAAGGGCUACGCCUUCUGUGAGUACGUGGACAUCAACGUCACAGAUCAGGCCAUCGCAGGGCUGAACGGGAUGCAGCUGGGGGAUAAGAAGCUGCUUGUCCAGAGGGCAAGCGUGGGAGCCAAGAAUGCCACGCUGAGUACCAUCAACCAGACCCCCGUGACCUUGCAAGUGCCUGGCCUGAUGAGCUCCCAGGUGCAGAUGGGUGGUCACCCGACUGAGGUCCUGUGCCUCAUGAACAUGGUCCUGCCUGAGGAGCUGCUGGACGACGAGGAGUACGAGGAGAUCGUGGAGGACGUGCGUGACGAAUGCAGCAAGUACGGGCUCGUCAAGUCCAUUGAGAUCCCCCGGCCCGUGGACGGCGUGGAGGUGCCCGGCUGUGGAAAGAUCUUCGUGGAGUUCACCUCUGUGUUUGACUGCCAGAAAGCCAUGCAGGGCCUGACGGGUCGCAAGUUCGCGAACAGAGUGGUUGUCACAAAAUACUGUGACCCCGACUCUUACCACCGCCGGGACUUCUGGUAGAGGCGGUGGGGGAGGGCAGGGGCAGGGCUGGCUGGGGCUUCUCCCCCUCCAGCUCCCCCUCUUUUCCCCCUCUGAAGACGAUGGGCAGAGGAGUGACAGCCGAAUGACAGCCGGCAGCAACUGGAAUGGCAGCGAUUAAGGGUUGGGGGUGGGGGUUUGGGGCGGGGAGGGGACAGGGGAAGUGCGCACACAGACCCACACAGACACAUGCACCCACAGACACAGAGGGAAGGGGUGGGGAGGGGGUGCACAGCAGGGCGGGGUCGGACCCUCACGGCCCCUCCCCGGAAGUCUCUCUUCCCUUAUGCCCCCUUUCUCUCCCCUUCCCCACCGUAGAAACAUAGCGUGUUUAUAUUUUAUGGCCAAACUAUUUUGAAUUUUGUUGUCCGGCCCCGAUACCCUGCCCUCUCCCCUUUCAGGACCACAGCUCCUGUCCUUUUGGCCUCUGGUCCUCUCCACCGUGUCCUCCCUGGUUUCUUACAUAGUUGAUUCUCUCUUUAGUCUCCCCAGACCUGCCCCCCACCCCGUGGCCCCUGUCCCUCUCCUACUCUCUGUGGCAGUUUCAUAUUUGCUAAGACGAAUUUGCUCAUUAAACAUUUUGUUGUAUUUUA